This is a messenger RNA of Paramecium sonneborni, 795 nucleotides long. The record is from the annotation of a GenBank genome assembly. Lineage: Eukaryota; Ciliophora; Oligohymenophorea; Peniculida; Parameciidae.
AUGCAAUAAAUAAUAGAACCUUCAGGAACUCUGGGAGAUUUACUCUUUUCAUUAUAACGAUUUUCUUUGGAAGAUGAAAAGCUAAUUUAGUAUUUUGGUAGUCGAAUAAUUAAUUAAAAUGAAAUUUACUACAUUAAUUACUGCACUCCUUUAGAAAAAAAUUUAUUUUUAAAUUACCUUAUAAAUUUAUUUUACUCAAAUGAUGAUAUCCCAAAGUAAGAUAUAUUAUAUAUUGAUUCCUAACACAAUUUUAAUAUACCAGAACAUAUUUUUGUUGGUAAUUGUUAUUCAAUUGAAGAUAUUGUAAUUUAGCUGAAUUCAGCUAGAUAUAUUUUAAAAAAGAAUAGGAAAAUAAGGCUUAUUAUAAUUGAUUCUAUUCAUUAAAGAUAAAAAGACAAUAAAAGAAGAACUUCACGAACAAUUGGGGAAAAAAUUUUACAAUUUGAUCGUGAAGUUGAGUAUGUUUUAGAAGAACUUAUAAAUUUGUUAAGAGAAUUUAAUGCAAUUGUGAUAGUACUUUGUUUAAUGUAAUAUCCAUAAAAUACAAUAAAAUUAUCUCAAAAUUUUUCGUUUCUAAUUUCAGAAAAAAUAAUUGGUUAAUUAUUGGAAAAUAAUAUAUUUUUGAUUCCUCCAUUAUUUUAUGAUUAAGAAUUAUAUAAUUAUGUUCAAAAUAAGAAUUCUAAGAAUAUGUCGACUAGUUGUAUUUCGAUAAUGGAGAGUAAAAGCAAAAUAAAAUAUUAUAUAUUUGAUAGUAAUUAAAUAAUAUAAACAGGAGAAAUAGCUUAGAAUCUUUGA